This is a messenger RNA of Exserohilum turcica Et28A, 1179 nucleotides long. RefSeq lists its product as uncharacterized. The transcript is spliced from 2 exons. The record is from RefSeq and is a predicted model, not a curated record. Bases 1 to 1179 code for a protein of 392 amino acids. NCBI's taxonomy places the organism in Eukaryota, Fungi, Ascomycota, Dothideomycetes, Pleosporales, Pleosporaceae.
AUGGUGUCUUCGCGACCUGUCGCAUCGUCUUCCAGGCAGCGCCCAGACGAAUCAUGGAUCGAUAUCGCAUCCGGCCCUUCGUCGACCUCGUUGUCCUCUGUGGCUGACGAGAUCAUCACGACCGGUCUCACGGUACAGCACGACUCGAGGCUCCACCGGCGACAGAACCGGCGCUCAAGGGGCGGCGGUCAGUUCUCUGUAGGCACCGGCCACAGGGUUGCUGCUGCAGGCGGGAACAGCAGUCAGGAGGAGUAUGAAGAGAGCGAGAGCGAGUCGGAUCGCGUCAUGACGUCUUCGAACGAGGCCGUUGGUCCCUCUCUGCUCAAACACGAGUUCCCGUCUCCAAGUCCACAGUCAGUCGCGUCUUCGGAGACUCUGUCAGAAAGAGAGGAUGACGAAGAAGACGAGAAUGCAACGGCUGUGAACUAUCCACGCUCUAGCAGACGCGAGUUUCAGCCACGACCCAACGCCUUCUCCCAUCCGAACAGCCAACAAGCCAUCCGCUCGCACUCCGGCACCUUGUACACACCUCGUCGAGCUGCGAGACCGGCAGGGCAGCGACAAAGUUCCUAUCCUCAACACACGCCCUUCAACGCGGUAGCUCCCAACUACCAACCCGACCAUGACGAAGCCCUACGCGCCAGUCUGUCAACUCUGUUGUCUGCUGCCGCUGCGGUGCGAGGGCUACCCAAGCCGGGCCAGCCACGCACAGCCCCGCCCUCGUCGACUCGGGUCGACCCGUCGUCACUCCGCAUGGUCCCGGAGUCUGUGGCUUUGGGCAACAUAGCCGAGGAGACGACGUCGUCACCGCGCAGUGUCAGUAGCGGCCCGUCGGAGAAGCCCAAGCGCAAGGCAAACGCGCCCCUAGCCAGCGCCCGGAGCAGCAGUAAAGACCGCCGCGCCGUCCGAAAGGUGCGCAAGACAGGCCCGCUCAUUGAGGAGAUUAGCCCGACGCUGCUCACCUGGGUGGUCAGCGCUGGUGUGGUGGUUCUUGUGAGCGCCAUUGGGUUUUCAGCAGGCUAUGUCGUUGGUAAGGAGGCAGGCCACGCAGAGGCCAUGGGGCAGCUUAGUGGUGCUGACGCUGGUCGUUGUGGCAAGGAAGCUGCAUCUGGCAUGCGAAGCACAGGCUUGGGGCUGAGAAAGCUCAGAUGGGGAUCUGGCGCUGGUAUCCGUGUUUGA